This is a messenger RNA of Sphenostylis stenocarpa, 264 nucleotides long. Lineage: Eukaryota; Viridiplantae; Streptophyta; Magnoliopsida; Fabales; Fabaceae. The record is from the annotation of a GenBank genome assembly.
AUGGAUAAAGCCUUACCAAAAUGGAUCUCUGAAACAGUGACACUGGACUUCAUAGCUGAUCCGGAACAUUUUCAACACUGCAUCUUCAAUAAAUUUUUGUGGUUCCUGAAGUUGAAGGCAUCACAGGAUUUGGAUCUGGGCAAGAAUGGCUAUACUUUAACUUGUACGUUUAAUUUAAAAGACACUUUAGUGCUUACUGGGAUCGAGAAUACGUUUCCUAAUGGGAACAAGGAGUCAAAUGCCAUUUCAGAGCAAGAUGUGUGA